CCCCGCUGGGGCUGGGGGCUGGCGCUGGGGAUGGCGCUGGGCGUUCGAGCGGCGCCGGAGGGCGGCGAGGCUGAGAGCGGGCGGGAGGAGAAGCCGCCGCCGCCGCCGCGGGGCUUCGGUGCGGCCGUGGAGAGGAGCAGGGACCUGGUGCGGAGGAUCAAGGAUGAAGCAGGAAUCCCAGGUAUAAUAGUUGGAGUUUCUGUUGAUGGAAAGGAAGUCUGGUCAGAAGGUUUGGGCUAUGCUGACGUGGAGAACCGUGUGCUGUGUAAGCCAGAGACCAUCAUGCGCAUCGCCAGCAUCAGCAAGUGCCUCACAAUGAUGGCUGUUGCUAAACUGUGGGAAGAGGGGAAACUGGAUUUAGAUGCUCCAGUGCAGAAAUACGUCCCUGAAUUUCCAGAAAAGGUCUACGAGGGUGAAAAGGUCACUAUUACCACAAGACUGCUAGUUUCACACUUGAGUGGGAUUCGUCACUAUGAAAAAGAUAUUACAAAAGUAAAAGAAGAAAAGGAAAAGGCAAACAGAGCACUUAAGCUAACAAAAUCCCAUCAGGAUAAAGAACAAAAAGAAGGUAAAGGGAUUGAAAAAUCUGAUUGUGUCAAACAGAAGAAAGAACAUGAUAAUGAGACAAAAAGCCGAAAUUCAAAGCCUGGCAGGAACAAGGAGUUUGAACAGGAAGAGUAUUAUUUGAAGGAAAAAUUUGAAAGUGUGAUUGAAUCACUGAAGAUAUUUAAAAAUGAUCCUUUAUUCUUCAAACCAGGUAGUCAGUUCUUGUACUCAACGUAUGGCUUUACUCUCUUAAGUGCUGUUGUGGAGAGAGCUUCAGGACAAAAAUUUACAGAUUAUAUGCUGAAAAUGUUUCGUGAUUUGGAUAUGCUGUCAACUGUGCUAGAUGACAAUGAAGCAAUGAUCUAUAACAGAGCAAGAUGUUACAUUUACAACAAAAAGGGACGGCUGGUAAAUGCACCGUAUGUGGACAACUCUUACAAGUGGGCUGGUGGUGGCUUUCUGUCAUCAGUAGGUGACCUCCUGAAAUUUGGAAAUGCCUUGUUGUACAGUUAUCAAGCUGGACAAUUUAAAAAUAGGAAUGCCAAACUUCUUCCAGGAUACCUCAAGCCAGGCACAGUUGCAAUGAUGUGGACUCCAGUGCCAAAAACAGAAGUGUCGUGGGACAGGGACGGUAAAUACGCGAUGGCUUGGGCUGUGGUGGAGAAAAACCAGCAGUACGGCUGCUGCAGGCAGCAGAGGCACUAUGCAUCCCACACUGGGGGUGCUGUGGGGGCCAGCAGUGUUCUCCUCAUCCUGCCUGAAGAGCUGGACCCUGAAGCUCUGGGUGCUUGGCCAGUGGCACCCCCCAGAGGAGUGAUUGUCACUAUUAUAUGUAACAUGCAAUCGGUUUCGCUCAACAGCACUGCCUUAAAGAUUGCCAGGGAAUUCGAGAAAGAAAAACGGGCACAGUGUAUGGACUGAAAGAGAUGUGUGUGAGUGAGCUCACUGUACUGAAAAACAAAGGGAGAAGGGUGGAAUUGCACUUCGAGUUCACUAAGAAUAUGGGAAGAAAAAGCAUAAACAAUUCACUUAAUUAACUGCUACUGGUGCUAAACUUACAUCUUAACUGGAAUUAAUCUCUCAGGGAAGUUCCUAACAGAAAAUGAGAAUGUAACAGUCAAUGGUGACUUUCUGCAGUACCUGUGUAAAUUAUCAUCAUAUUAGCAGGUUAUUUUUACCAAUUAGUGAAACACUUGACUAAGAUAAAAAAAUAGCUUUUUUUUUUCUUUUACACUAAGAAGUACAAAUUAUCUACCUUGAAUGUUCAACUUUUGAUAAAUUUCACGUCUUGAUUUGAGCACACAAAUAUGUUGUUUGUUAUUCUCAUAGUAGUUCCAGUCUGCCAAAACUAUUCAGUAUUACUUUCUAAAGAAAAAGUGUGUCACUGUUGCUUUUUGUUUUCACAUACCACUUCGCUUAUUUGCUUAAAAAAACAACAAAACCCAAACCUUGAAGCUGCCUCCAGAAUGCAAAUUUAUACUAGAAGCAAGCUUUUAUCAGAGCUGUGGAUUAAGAACUAGAAAAGAAUGAAUCUAGAGCAAUGUAAGUAAAAGUCUUUUUGUUAUUUAGAUGUUCUCUCACCCCUUUUUUUGGACACAGAGAAUGCGUGAAAUUAGUUUACUGUGCAAUAAUGGAAUUAUUUUAGAGUCAAAUCCACCCACAUACCACAAUGUGGCAAUCUAACUGUCCCAUUGUCCUGUGCUAACGAGGUAGCCAGAAAUGGCACUGUGUUCUGUAGCAUAUUCCCUUGGAAACAGGAAUUAGGAACUCAGCUCAAUACAACUUAAAGCCCAUUCUUGAAGCCAUUUUGCAUACUUGAGAGAAAAGUUUCACUUGCUGCCUGUUGUGUGUGGAUUUAGACAAAGAUUGAGAAUGUAGAAGGUGUAGGUUUACUGUUAUGCUUGUUUGCAUAUGACUAAACAAAUGUAAAUAUCUGAAGUAUGUAUGAAAAUGAAAAAGGGUAAAAACUAAGGCAUUGCUAAUACCAUGAUAUUAAUGACAGUCUCACUCCCCACACAGAAUAUGUUUGACUGCCAAUUUUUACUUGCACACCAUGUUCUUUGUUCUUGAUCUCCUGUAACUUAAGGCUUUUUAAAAGCCUCUGAUGUUACCUGUGCAGUACUGGAGAUGCUCUGAUGCCUACAUUUCAUCUUCUAGUACCUGGAACAAAAUCAGUCCCUGACAGUCUCUGCUUAGGUAUUAAAUUAAUCAUGAGUUCUUAUCAUUUAGGGUAGAGAAGGCAGAGAUAUGAGAGACUAGGAAUCAAUCUGGCCUCAGCAUAUGUAUUCAGAUCACAAUUAAUAUUGCUACUUUGAUCUUUGUUCUAAAACCAGUCAUUUGAUGGGCUGGCAUUGUAUGUGGGAAACUGGUCAAUUAAGAGCAGCUUUCAUGAUAAACUUAUUGUGAGUGAACCAUUGUUGUGAGUGGCACUGACAUGGAGCUCUCUUUUCUUAAAAAGCACAUGUAUUCCAUUGGUACAGCUGUUUCUGGAUCAAACACCUCCUCCUACACAUGGUAAUUUUGCUGUUUGAAAUAACAGAAAUAAAACUUACCUUGCA
Ficedula albicollis (Collared flycatcher) is the source of this 3104-nucleotide messenger RNA. It is a transcript of the gene LACTB, whose product is annotated as lactamase beta. The record is from RefSeq and is a predicted model, not a curated record. The annotation marks the transcript as partial. The transcript is spliced from 6 exons. NCBI's taxonomy places the organism in Eukaryota, Metazoa, Chordata, Aves, Passeriformes, Muscicapidae.